Molecule: messenger RNA, 2282 nt
Organism: Nerophis lumbriciformis (worm pipefish)
Lineage: Eukaryota; Metazoa; Chordata; Actinopteri; Syngnathiformes; Syngnathidae
Source: RefSeq, a predicted model, not a curated record
CGUCCAGCAGCUGAUCGGUAAUCCAGAAGAAGUUUCCCCUCAGUUAGGGGGGAGCUCCACUUUGAAGCAGGAGACUCCACAACCACCCUGCAUUAAAAAGGAAGAGGAGGAACUCUGCAUCACUCAGGAGGGAGAGUGUCUUCUAGGACGAGAGGAAGCUGAUUACACCAAGUUUCCACUGAGUAUUCUCUCUGUGAAGACUGAAGAUGAUGAAGAGAAACCACAAGUAGACAACCUCUUAGCUCCACUAUCAGAUAGUGAGGCUGAAGACGAGGUUGACGAACCUUUGAGCAGCGAUACAGACUGUGAAGGUGAUAUGAGGACUCACACUGACAACAAACACUCUGAAUGCUCUACAAAGAAGAGAGGUAAAACAUGCUUGAGCUGUUCAAUUUGUGCUGAAAGUUUUACUACAAAGGGCAAUUUGACUCGACACAUGAGAACACACACAGGUGAAAAACCAUUUAAUUGUUCAGUUUGUGGCAAAGGCUUUUCUGUUAAGUGCAAUUUGACUGGACACAUGAGAACACACAUGGGUGAAAAACCAUUUAAUUGUUCAGUUUGUGGAAAAAGCUUUUCUCAAAAUAGCAAUUUGACUCAACACAUGAGAACACACACAGGAGAAAAAACAUUUAAUUGUUCAGUUUGUGACAAAAGCUUUUCUCAAAAUAGCUGGUUGACUCAACACAUGAGAACACACACUGGUGAAAAACCAUUUAAUUGUUCAGUUUGUGGAAAAAGCUUUUCAAUUAAGUGCAGUUUGAUUAAACACAUGAGAACACACACAGGUGAAAAACCUUUUAAUUGUUCAGUUUGUGAAAAAAGCUUUUCUGUUAAGUGCAGUUUGAUUAAACACAUUAGAACACACACAGGAGAAAAAACAUUUAAUUGUUCAGUUUGUAGCAAAAGCUUUUCUCAAAAUUGCAGUUUGACUGAACACAUGAGAACACACACAGGUGAAAAACCAUUUAAUUGUUCAGUUUGUAGCAAAAGCUUUUCUCAAAAUUGCAGUUUGAUUAAACACAUGAGAACACACACAGGUGAAAAACCAUUUAAUUGUUCAGUUUGUGGCAAAAGCUUUAAUCAAAAUGUCAAUUUGACUCAACACACGAGAACACACACAAGGGAAAAACCAUUUAAUUGUUCAGUUUGUGGCAAAAGUUUUUCUCAAAAUAGCCAUGUGACUCAACACAUGAAAACACACACAGGUGAAAAACCAUUUAAUUGUUUAAUUUGUGGCAAAAGCUUUUCUCAAAAUGUCAAUUUGACUCAACACAUGAGAACACACAAGUGAAAAACCAUUUAAAUGUUCAGUUUGUGUCAAAAGCUUUUCUCAAAAUAGCUAUUUGAGUCGACACAUGAGAACACACUGGUGAAAAACCAUUUAAUUGUUCAGUUUGUGGCGUAAGUUUUUCUCAAAAUUGCCAUUUGACCUGACACAUGAGAACACACACAGUUGAAAAACCAUAUAAAUGUUCAGUUUUUGUCAAAAGCUUUUAUCAAAAUUGCCAUUUGACUCAACACAUGAGAACACACACAGGUUAAAAACAUUUAAAUGUUCAGUUUGGGGCAAAAGCUUUUCUCAAAAUGUAAAUUUGACUCAACACAUAAGAACACACAGGUGAAAAACCAUUUAAUUGUUCAAUUCGUGUCAAAAGCUUUUCUCAAAAUAGCUAUUUGAGUCGACACAUGAGGACACACAUGGGAGAAAAAACAUUUAAUUGUUCAGUUUGUGGCAAAAGCUUUUCUCAAAAUUGUGGUUUGACUCGACGCAUGAGAACACACUCAGGUGAAAAACCAUAUAAAUGUUCAGUUUGUGGCAAAAUCUUUUAUUGAAAUACUUAUUUGACUCAACACAUGAGAACACUCAUAGGUGAAAAAACAUUUAAUUGUUCAGUUUUUGGCAAAAGCUUUUCUCAAAAUAGCAUUUUGACUCAACACAUGAGAACACACACAGGUGAAAAACCAUUUAGUUGUUCAGUGUGCUGUAAAAGGUUCCCACAUAAUGCAGACGUAGUAAAACACACAAGAACACACAAGGGAAAAUAACCAAUUAGCUGUUUAGUUUGUGGUAUGUUGCUCAUAUGUGGUGACAUCCACCCUACCCAGGACCUCCUCACUGCUUCUUUCACAAAUAUCUGAGGUAUUCGUACAAACUUGGAUUAUUGGAAGCAUAAUCUUAUCCACUCAUGACCCCAUGUCUUCUCUGUAUCUGAAACCUUCCUGAACAGUAAGAUAGAUGAUGUUUCAAGUGCUUGGUUACUCCUUCUUCAGUCCAGGGA